AGAAAAUAUGAUCUCAUGUUUGGCACUUGACAGUUGACCUUCGCGAUAUAAAUUGAGAUCAAAAUUAAUAUUAUUUAUUGUGGUGAAAUGAUAAUCUGGUGGUGUUUAUAAGUGAUAAGAGUAGAAUAUAGUCGAAGAUGGCCCAUCAGAACCAAGUUAAUCUAGAUAUGGGGGAAGAGGACCCAGAGGAAACCCCUCCGAGACCGAAUGCACUCACCAGAAUGGACUCUGUUACCAGACCCACAAUACCGAAUAGAAGUAAUAUCGGUCUUGGUGACAGACUAAAUAGCAUGUUUAGAGAAAUUCGACCUCUAGUGGAACACGCACGAAUGGGCAACAAUGCAAGACUCUCAUUACCAACUUGGCUGCCACGCAAUCCGCCGAAUACCCAUCAACUUGGCGAUGGUCCACAGCGGCCACAGAGCUCCAUAGCUCAUGUGAACCUUGGGCCAGCAGCUCAAACAUAUAUUGUGACAGAACGGGGUACGCCACCAGCAUUGCGAGCCCAAACUAGCCAUGCCUUGAGUACUAGCAUUUCUAAUGAUUCCAAUAUGUCUGACCAAGUCCCAGAAGAAAUAAAUAUAUCAGUUAAUCCAGCCAAUAAUAACAAUAUCAAUGAUAAUGCAGAGACAGACAAUCAAAGUGAUGAUGGCACACAGCAGGUUGUGGAUGUUCGAGGGACACUAAAUUUACUGAUACGAUAUGCGCCAUUCUAUUUCCUUCUGUUUGUAAAAUAUUUGUAUGACAGCAGGGAGGCCAUUUUCACAUUUAUAAUUUUAUUCUGCACAUUCUCUCAUAGUGACAGCCUUGUUAGAAGGGAACACGGAAAGCAAAUGAAUCGCAGUUUCCUUGCCUUGCUAAGCGAAUUACUGUUUACAACAAGCUGUAUAGCAAUUGUACAUUUUCUAUUCGGCCAUGGGCGGUUACUGCCCAAUGUUAUAAUGUUCCCGGGCUACACUGAACCAAUAGAUGUGUGGGAGCUACUGUGGCUGGUUGUGCUUACAGAUCUUAUUGUGAAGAUAAUCACUGUGGAUAUUAAGAUAAUUGUUACAAUGAUGCCUUCUAUCGUUUUGCCUUACCAGAAACGGGGGAAAGUCUACCUAUUCACAGAAGCAAUAUCGCAACUGUAUCGGUCCUUAAUAACCAUUCAGCCGUGGAUCUUCUUCCUGAUGCAAUCAUACGAGGGCUCCGAGAAGAUGGUGGGCAUGUUCCUCACAUCUGCGUACGUCAUUGCCAAAGUGGUCGAGAUACUUGUGAGACUGCGCCUGUUCAAGAACGCCACGUGGACUCUCCUGCAGAGUGUGAAUUUGGGAACGAAGCCCACAGGGGAGCAGCUGAUAUCAGCCGGUGAUUCCUGCCCCAUAUGCCAUGAUGACUACACCACACCGGUCCGGCUGGGGUGCAGCCAUAUCUUCUGCGAGCUCUGUAUAGCCGCAUGGCUGGAUAGGGAACACACCUGCCCACUGUGCAGGGCCAAGGUCACAGACGAGCCCACCUGGCGAGAUGGUUCCACUACAUACGAACUGCAAUUGUAUUAAAAGUAUGGGUUUCUAACAUAGGAAAAAUUCUUAAAAAUUUUGAAGGAUUAUUGCGAUAUUACCUUUGAUUAGAUACAACUAGUUACUCAAUCAACGUCAAAAAAAGUAAUAGUAAGUAUACCCAAUCUGGAAUUGGAUAGACUUUACAAUGUUUUAUUUUAUCUUGUGCUUUGUAAUUCCGACUUUAAUUUAACCAAAAAAGGUUGAAUUUUUAAAAAAAUAUCAAUGCUUUUGGUUCGUAGUUUUGAAUGAACCUUAAAACAUUACAAAUAAGGUUAAUUUUGCGUAACGUUUGUUUCUUCGACUAGGAUUUUGACGAUCAUAUUUCAGGAUAGUUCGUCAAUUUUUGUAUAAAAUAGUGUGUCUAGUUGCUAUUUGUUAUGAAAGGGAAUAUUGCAAAAUUAAAUCAGACAAUAUGGGUUAUAUGUUACAUUUCAUAAGAAAUAAUCUUUAAUUGCAUCUAUGUUAGGGCAUAAGGUAUGUGUGUAAACAUUUUUGUGUUAGUGUGAUUGUAAAUGAUGCAGACUGUAUUAUGAUUAAGUUGAAUACAUCUCUUCUUCAUAUUUAUACUACCCAGCAAUGACCAUUCUCUUUAUAAAUAAAUAUAUAAUCAUGAAAAUAGUAAGAAAAAAAUCUUGAAAAUUAUAUAUUAUCUGUAAUUCGAUAGCUAGUCUAUGGAAGAUAUUAUAAAUAAAAACAAAAUGAAUGUGCACUUUCGAAUUGAUUUGUUUAUAUCUUUUUAGAUGUUUAAUCAUAUUGAAUAUAUAUAAAUGUUUUAAGACUAAUAAAUAACAAUAUAAAGCUGAAGAGUGUUUGUUCGAAUGCGCUAAUCACAGGAACUACUGGACCUAUAUCAAAAAUUAUUUUACCAUUGGAUAGAUACGUGAUCCUUGAUUGCUAUGGGAUAUAUUAUGUACCACGGUCGAAGCUGGGGCGGCCAGCUAGUUGUUAAAUAUAAUAAAAGCGUUGAUUAUCGCAUAUAAAGAUAUUUCGACAAUUUUACUUGAGCAAGGUAAGUGAAUUUUUCUCGUCGAAGCCAUAUUAAUUGAUAUAUGAAUUCAAUUGACUGACUAACGGCUCUAAAAUUGUAUUUUAACUAUAUAAUCCCGGAUAUUGAAGGUACUUUUAUACGAAAGAGAAAAUUAAUUUAAAUUCAAUUCUAUUCAAAAUUAAGGAAUGUUAUAUAAACAAGUUAAUUGUGAAAAAUAACGGUUAAUGAAAUAACCUCACGAUUAAUUGUAACUUACAAAAUAAUAACUAUCUCUUUCUUACCCAUGUGCAUUGAUUAAUAUGUCCCAGUCUCUAUUUAAAUAUAGCAUAUAUGUUUUAGAUAUACAUUGGUUACAAAUGUAUCAUAUGUAGAUAUUAUAUUCAUAUGUAGAUAAAAUUACUUAAAUUCUAAUAAAAAAUAAUUUGUUGAGAUAUAUUGCCUGGUUUUUGAUGUUUGUUUCAGAAAUUAUUUUAAAAAUAACUCCAUUCAUUAGGAAAUCUAAUCAUUUGCAUUUAUAGGAAUAUAUGAAUUAUAUUUUACAUGUGUAUUAUUCAUCACACGUGUUUGUAAAUGAACGAAACCUACUAUAUGUAGGCAUAAAAUUUAUAAUAAGUCUUAAGCAUUUGAUAAGUUAAAAACUUAAAUUAUUCUAGACCUAACAUUAUAAGCACCACUUUAAAUAAUUGUGUAUCAAAUGAUAUAUAAACAUGUUUUCAACUAUUUUAUGAAUUUCUCAUGGGCCUCGAGUUUUUUCGUUUAGAAAGAGAAAGUAGAUCGUUGUAACCCAACUUACUCGCGCUAAAAAGAAAUAUAGCAUGGUUCGUCCUUAGGUGAGAGUGAGAGGGUAUAGUGUUUUUUUACUCUCUCUAUCGCAUUACAGGUUUCCUUACCAAUCCAAACCGGAAUGCAUUUGUCUCAUUCAUUAUUCAUAUUAUAUAUAUAUAUACAUUAACUACGUAUUUAUUUUUAUUUAAUUGCUCCUGGCGAUCGCAGUGAUUGCAUGUAUAAUAUGGACUGAUUGGAUGUCGAUAGUUUAAUUUUAUUUCUAUGUACGUAGAAAUCAAGUUUAAUCCCGUUUUUUAUAAUCAUUUAUAAAGAGCUUUUGUAUUAUAAUUAUGUAGGCAAUAAAUUCAAUUAAUCAUUAUAUUUAAUUUUCGUUUCUUUUCUUGUUGUUAUUUUUAUCUCGAAAUUUACUUAUAGUAGAGUAUUUUAAGUGAAUUUAUUUGUAAAUCAAAACACUGUAUAUAUGUAAAUAAAAUUAAUGAAAAAAUUAUGAAUUGAAAU
This is a messenger RNA of Zerene cesonia (dogface butterfly), 3813 nucleotides long. RefSeq names its product RING finger and transmembrane domain-containing protein 2. NCBI's taxonomy places the organism in Eukaryota, Metazoa, Arthropoda, Insecta, Lepidoptera, Pieridae. Gene Ontology annotation, biological process: positive regulation of ERAD pathway. The coding region runs from base 138 to 1538 and encodes 466 amino acids. The record is from RefSeq and is a predicted model, not a curated record. The transcript has 6 exons. Gene Ontology annotation, molecular function: ubiquitin protein ligase activity.